UCAAUUUCAACAAUAGUGGAUGUUUCAAUUUCACAAUCUCAAGUGAUUUAAUGUUCUACCAAUCAUUAUUGUUCCGCUAAUGGAGAACCAGUUAAAAAUAACGACACCGAAAGCCGCACAUCGAGAGUCGGCAAUGAUAAUAGUAGUGUUAUUAUGCACGUUGUAUCAUAAAACAGCGCUGGCGCAUGACUUGCAAUGUCCAAACGGAAGUGCAUGUGUACAUCCGCAGAGAUGUAUAUUGUUGAUGGAGCAGGCUGCUUUGAAGUCGAUCUUCCCGGAAAAGCACAUCCAUCAAGCUAAACCCUGCACGGUGAGUGUAACGCUCGAAGAUGGUAUUUGCUGCCAGACAGGCGGCGACAUUGAGAGCAGCAACGAUGUCGUAUUUGAUGAAACAUCGCCAUCUGGCUUACCACCCCGACGGCGAGUGACGGCUGACGAUAGUACGGACAAGGAUUCCUUGCCUUUUUCUUUCAGCGCCAACUACGAUGCCAUCAAUCACAGCCCCAGAAUACACAAGAGAGCAAUGUCGGAUUACGAGCAGUUAUUGAGGAUAAACGGAACCAAUCAUGAAAUAUACACACAUUUUGAUGUACGUAACAAACGUUGUAUUGUUGGCCCAAGGUGUAGAGAUGAGCCCCCUCGUUAUCGUCGAUUUGACGGGCGCUGUAAUAACAUUGGUCCAGGUCGGAGUCUCUGGGGCUCAGCAGGAUAUCCUAUGGAAAGAGUACUGCCACCUGCUUACGGUGAUCGAGUGGCGUCACCACGCACUUUGAGUCGUUCCGGCAUGUUACUGCCAAGUGCCCGGAAAAUUUCAGCUCAUCUUUUUGAUGACGUGCAUGUUCCAGACAUGCAACUCAAUGUACUCAUGAUGCAAUUUGGACUGUUUAUUGUGCACGAUAUCACCAAAAAUAAGCCAGCAGCUGAAAAAGUAGAUUGCUGUAUCCAUGGUGGACAACACACGUCAUUCCAAUCGCAUCCAGCUUGUUUUCCUAUUAAUGUCUCUAUAAAUGAUCCUUUCUAUUCUCGCUUCGGUGUAAGAUGCAUGGAAUUUUUAAGAACAGCAACUGUACCAAAAAGUCAUUGUCAAGCUGGACACGCUAGACAAAUUUCAGCAGUAACACAUUUCAUUGACGGAUCCGGAAUCUAUGGCAGUUCUGAGGCUGAAUCACAUAGCUUAAGAUCACAUGUGGGGGGUCGGCUGAAGUCAUUGGUACAUCAUCAAUUCAAAAAUGAGUUACCACCUUUAGAACCAGCCACAAGUGCCUGUAGAACUAGUGCAGAUAUGGGCUCGGAGAUGACAGGGUUAAACCCUCACUGGAAUGAUGAGACACUUUUCCAAGAAACACGGCGCAUCAUUGGAGCUGAACUGCAACAUAUUGUAUUCAACGAAUAUCUUCCCAAGGUGAUAGGCCCACAUUUUAUAAAGAAAUAUAAGCUAAAUGUAUCGAAAGGACAUAGCAGUGUAUAUAAUUCAGAGAUCAAUCCUUCAAUAACCAGCGAGUUUUCAUCGGCUGCCUUCCGAUUUGGCCACUCCACAGUUCCUAGUCGGCUCGAGCUUCCAAGGAGUGUGGUGGAUACACAUAAGACUUUCUUUGAUCCAUCACCUAUGAGAAAUCCUGAGUUCCUCGAUCAUUUGUUCCAGGGAAUCCUCUCACAACCGAUGCAGAAAGUAGAUGGCAAAUUUUCACACAGCAUAACAUGGUUUCUAAACUCAAGAGAAGGACAUCGCUUUGGAAAAGAUCUUGUAUCUAUCAACAUACAGCGCGGAAGGGAUCAUGCUGUCCAACCGUACAACCAGUAUUUGCGUUUGAGUGGUAAACCGAUGAAAAGAAACUUUAAGGAGUUUGAUUCCAACAGUGGAUCAAAGCUGCAUCACUUAUAUGACUCACCUGAUGACGUAGACCUGUACGUUGGCGGAAUUUUGGAGCAUCCCAUUUAAGGAGGAAUUGUUGGUGAAACAUUUGCUGAAAUUAUCAGCAAUCAGUUUUCACGACUCAAACGAGGAGACCGCUACUUUUACAAUAACGGAAAACAGACAAAUCCGGGACAUUUUACAAAGUUGCAGUUAGAUGAGCUUCAAAAAGUUACGCUGGCUGUAUGCCAGCGCAAAUAUGAACGACCAAAACAACUUCGGCGUUCCAAUCGAUGCCUUCACUUUACCCAAUCCCAAUAACCCGCUUCUACCUUGCAAAGACGAUAAAAUUCAUAAGAUUGAUCUCAAGUGGUGGAAAGAUUAGGAUUUGAUAUAAAAUGUUUGGUGAUAGAUGUGUGUUGUUACAAAGCAGAACCCAGAAGCAGAGCCGGAUUUAUGGGGGGGCCCUGGGGGCCCGGGCCCCGGGCCCCCACAUUUUUAGGGCCCCCACAAAUCGACAAAAAGAUUUUUUCUCUUUAAAAAAGAGAUUUAAUCAAAAGUUCGAUUUACAGUAAGAAAAUUCGAACAGACCAUUACAAUCUGACACUUUCCUUAAGUGUUAUUUUUU
This is a messenger RNA of Wyeomyia smithii (pitcher-plant mosquito), 2480 nucleotides long. RefSeq names its product chorion peroxidase-like. Gene Ontology annotation, biological process: response to oxidative stress. The record is from RefSeq and is a predicted model, not a curated record. Gene Ontology annotation, molecular function: heme binding; peroxidase activity. Bases 80 to 1939 code for a protein of 619 amino acids. Lineage: Eukaryota; Metazoa; Arthropoda; Insecta; Diptera; Culicidae. The transcript has 7 exons.